AUGAGCACAUUCGUGCCAUCCGAAGCCCGAACCUUCUAUAUCGCCCUGCGCGCAUUAAACGUCUCCCUCUCCCUAAUCCCAGACACCACCUCCUCAGCAACAAUCGGCCUAAUGCGCCUACAAUUCUGGCGCGACGCCGUAUCCAAAAUCCUCGCCGGCGCCCCACCAAAAGAACCCGUCGCCAUCCUACUCGCAUCGGCCAUUUCAGACCUAAACCAGCGCACGAACGGCCGCGCAAGAAUCACGAAGGGCUGGCUGACCCGUCUCAUCAAUGCGCGCGAACAGACCCUCACCAACGACCCGUACCCGAAUAUCGCCGCGCUGGAAUCCUACGCCGAAAACACUUACUCGACGCUCAUGUAUUUGACUCUGGCCGCGAUGCCCAUGGCCUCCGUCACGGCGGACCAUGUCGCCUCGCAUAUCGGGAAAGCUGUUGGAAUUGCGGCCGUGCUGCGCGGAUUGCCGCUUGUUGCGUUCCCGCCGCCGCCGAGUCAAUCGCCCACCGGGAGUACGGGUGGGGUUGGGUUGAAUUCCGGUGGGAAACAAGGAGCCGUUAUGUUGCCGUUGGAUAUCAUGGCGCAAGCGGGGGUGAAAGAGGAAGAUGUUCUGCGACGAGGUGCGGAGGCGGAGGGUCUGCGCGAUGCCGUUUUCGCCGUCGCGACGCGGGCGAGCGAUCAUUUGAUUACGGUGGAGCAGAUGCUGAAUAACCUUCGGGCCGGAGAGGAUGUCGGGCAUGACUUUGAGCAUGAAGGAGAAGAGGGUCAUGAGUAUGAUUCUGUGGAUCUCGCGGGUGGCUCCAAGGAAUCGCCGCUUGAUGAGGUGAAUCGUGCUUUUGGCAUCUUCAUGCCAGCGGUGUCUACACGGUUGUGGCUUGAUCGGUUGCAGCAGCACGAUUUCGACGUCUUCCAGCCUGAGCUUCUUCGGUCGGAUUGGAGACUUCCUUGGAAGUCUUAUAUGGCUUUUCGACGCAAGAAUAUUUGA
Molecule: messenger RNA, 981 nt
Organism: Penicillium manginii
Lineage: Eukaryota; Fungi; Ascomycota; Eurotiomycetes; Eurotiales; Aspergillaceae
Exons: 1
Coding region: 1-981 (326 amino acids)
Biological process (GO): biosynthetic process; mitochondrial respiratory chain complex I assembly
Cellular component (GO): mitochondrion
Source: RefSeq, a predicted model, not a curated record